Messenger RNA from Dendrobium catenatum, 3901 nucleotides. Its product is annotated as protein DWARF 53-LIKE. NCBI's taxonomy places the organism in Eukaryota, Viridiplantae, Streptophyta, Magnoliopsida, Asparagales, Orchidaceae. The record is from RefSeq and is a predicted model, not a curated record. The transcript is spliced from 3 exons. The coding region runs from base 97 to 3618 and encodes 1173 amino acids.
CCCGCCGACAGGGACUCCUCUUCUCCUCAGCAGCGUCCCCCACCUCCUCUCCUGGCCCCACCGCCCUUUCACCCCCAACUAAAUAUAAUCUAUCAUAUGCCCUUCUUUCCCUCUCGAUUUUUAUAUUCCGACACCGCCUCCUCCCCUGCCGCCGGCGAUCUUUCCAUUCCUAUCACCCCGAUUUCCCAAUAUUAUAUUCUUACUAUAUUUUUUCACCAGCUUAAAUUCCUCGGUUCAUGGUGUCUCGCUAUGCCGACACCGGUUAGUGCCGCGCGCCAGUGCCUCGCCAGCGAUUCUGCUUCCGCCCUGGACGCCGCCGUCGCAGCGGCUCAUCGCAGAUCCCACGCUCAAACGACCUCCCUCCACGUCGUCUUUGGCCUCCUUUCCUCCACCUCCUCUUCCCCUUCCCCUUCGCUCCUCCGCGACGCUCUUACUCGUGCUCGCAGCUCAGCGUACUCGCCACGCCUCCAGUUCAAAGCUCUCGAUCUCUGCUUCAGCGUCGCUCUUGAUCGUCUGUCCUCCUCUUCGGUCUCCGAGGGUGAUGAGCCCCCGGUCUCCAACUCGCUCAUGGCGGCCAUCAAGCGCUCGCAGGCAAACCAGCGGCGCCAUCCGGAUACGUUUCAUUUGUACCAACAACAGCAGUCGGCUGCGGGGAACACGUCGCAAGCGUUUGCCGGUGUCAGGGUCGAGCUGCAGCAGCUGGUUCUCGCAAUCCUCGAUGACCCGAUUGUGAGCCGGGUGUUCGGCGAGGCGGGAUUUCGGAGCUGCGAUAUAAAGCUUGCUAUCCUGCGCCCGCCGCCACCGAUUCUUCGAUUCCCCCGCCCUGCCCGAUGCCCUCCGCUCUUCCUCUGCAAUUUCUCUGCUAGCGAAGGGUUCGGAUUUCACUUGCCGCCACACCUCGCCGCCGACGCUGGCGACGAGAACUGUCGGCGAAUCGCUGAGGUCAUUGUAAGAAAGAACGGCGCCGCCCGAAAUCCGAUGCUAGUCGGCGUUGGCGCGGCUGAGGCGGCAGGGGACUUUGUUCGAACAGUUGAGCGGCAGAAUUGGGCGGCGCUGCCUCUGGAGAUUCGCGGUGUUAGGCUUCUGAGCGUUGAGAGGGAGCUUAGCAGCGGGGAUAAGGAGGUGAUUUGUGCGAGGAUGGAGGAGUUGGGAAAAGAAACCGAUGAGCCUGGGGUUGUUGUCAGCGUUGGGGAUUUGAACGGUUUGGUGGAGGGGACUGAGGAUGCCACAAAUUGUUUGGUUUCGGAGCUGACGAAGGUUCUGGAGUUGCGCCGGGCGAGUUUGUGGGUGAUGGUGUGGUCGGCGACUUACGAGACCUACUUGAAGUUCUUGUCCCGUUAUCCGCUGGUUGAUAAGGUCUGGAACUUGGAGUUGCUGCCCAUCACUUCUCACAGAACUGGAAUGGGCGGAUUGCAGCCAAAACCUCCAAGCUUGAUGAACUCAUUUGUCCCAUUUGGCGGUUUAUUUCCGCAAGCUUUUGAAUCAAACGGAAAAUUAAAUAAUCCAUCUCAGUCAAUACCUCGUUGCCAGAUCUGUAACGAGCAGUACGAGAAAGAGGCUACAGUUUUUUUAAAGGGAAACGACACUUCACUUGAAGACCCAGAAAAAGCUGUCUUACCUUCUUGGCUGCAAAAAGCUGAUGCAGUUGGCAUCAAAGAAGGAUUUGAUCUCCCUAAGGUUAAAGAUGACAAAUUUGUUUCAAAUGCUAAAAUUAUUGACUUGCAAAAGAAGUGGAAUGAAUACUGCCAGAAUGUCCAUCGACAUUCCCAUAUAGUGGAGGCAAAAAACUACCAGGUGAUUCCUCACUUGGCUGGUAUUCCAUAUAUUUCUGAUACAGCAAAUUUCAGUAAGAGUGUCACAAACCCCAUAAUACCUAAAAGCCAAAACAACUUUGGAAAUGCAAUCUCUAUGUCAGUGAGUGGUGUGGCAAAAACCACCACUUCCAACAGCCAAAGCAUCUCAGUUCCUUUUGUUGUAAAACCUUCACACAUAGAUUUGACACCUAAUCUUCAUGACAAGCUUUCAAAAGUUGAACCAGUUUUGGCUGGAGGUUUCCAAUCUCAUCAAACUGCUCAGUCAGAUUUGGGCAUUCAGGAUGGCCAUACUUCUCCAUCUUCUGUAACCUGUGUGACAACAGAAUUGGCUUUAGGUGCUGCUAACAACUAUUUCUCUCUGGAAGGAAGAUUAGCUCCAGAGGGUUCAUCUCAGUGUUCCACACCGAGAAAGAUUAAUGAGCCUACUCAAUGUCUUUCAAGAGUUCAUUUUCAUGCUUCUUCUCCCCCUUCUUUUCACAAUACCCCUGCCAAAGGUUCUUAUAUAUUUCAAAAGUUUGAUGCAAGCAAUUAUAAGGCAUUCUAUACAAGCCUAGUAGCUAAAGUUGGUAGGCAAGAAGAAGCAUUGUGGGAGAUUAGUGAAGCCAUUAUUCAGUGCAAAACUAGAAAUGAAAAGCAUCAUGGCCCGAGCAUGAGAGGUGCCAUCUGGCUGAGUUUUCUUGGCCCUGAUAGGGCUGGAAAAAAAAUGGCAGCCCUGGCUCUUGCUGAGUUGAUAUUCGGCUGCAAAGAAGAUCUGAUCUGCAUUGAUCUUGCUUAUGAUGAUGAUAGUUUCUGCCAUGGCAGUGUUAUUGAUCAAAAAGGUUUAAAGAACUGCAACGAUAGUUUCAGGGGGAAGACGAUUAUUGAUCGCAUUGCUAUGGAGAUAAGCAAGAAGCCAUUGUCUGUUUUCCUCCUUGAAAACGUGGACAAAACUGACUUGCUAGCCCAGAACAGCUUAUCCAAUGCCAUUCGUACUGGUAAGUUUUCUGAUUCUCAUGGGAGAGAAGUUGGCAUCAAUAACUCCUUUUUUAUAACUACUGCAAAAGAUCUUCCCGGGAAGGCUCACUCCCCCAUUAAAGAGAAUAUCAGCUUUUCUGAGGAAAGGAUUUUAUCAUCUGAGCGAUGGAAAAUGAAGAUUUUGGUCGAGCCCCUCUUAGAUCAUGAGUUUUUCCACUGCAUCCCAAAUUCCAAAGUAUCAGUUAUAUCAAGACAAGAAUCCAAGAACAAUCCUGUACCUCCAUGCACAGUAUUUAUAAGCAAAAGAAAGCUGGAUUUUUCCGGUAAGCACCAAUGCCAGGAUGAAUACUCUACAUCAAUAAAAAGGCCACAUAGAAGUUCAGCCAUUGAUCUGGACUUGAAUCUUUCUGCUGAGGAGCUGGACCAAAAUGGAGACUGCAAUAGUAGCAGCGAUAACACUUCUAUAUCAGAUAAUUCUCAAGGCUGGUUAGAGGAAUUUCUUAAUCUGAUGGAUAAAACGGUUUGCUUCAAGCCCUUUGAUUUCGAUUCCCUUGUUGCUUAUGUACUGAAGGAAAUCAGUAGGGGCUUCUGCAGCAACUUUGGAUCAAAUAAUAUGCUUGAGAUUGAUGAAAAGGUCAUGGAGCAGAUUCUUGCAGCCACAUUGUUCAUGAGAAGUAAAAGCGAUUUGGGUGUUUGGAUUGCAGAAGUGCUUUGCAAGAGUCUCAGUGAGUUGAGACAGAGACAUAAGCUCCCAGAUUGUUCUGUUGUGAAGCUAGUUGCAAAUCAGGAAUUGCUGAUUGAAGAGAGAGAACUCGGUAUGUUCCUUCCUUCAAAUAUUAGUUUGGAAUGACUUCAACAGAUAGGUGUAAUUAGUUGUAAUUAUGUAUAAUCUGGCAUUAGGGUUUAUGCUGUAUUAGAAUUCUCAUCAUUUCAGCGCAUAUAGAAUAGAAUAUCCUUUUUGAGUUGCAAACAGAUGAUGGUUCACAUCCUUCACUGAGAAUAAAUGAAUAUAUGGCUUUCUGUUGUAUAUGGAAAAUCAUUUGAUUCCAUGUGAAAUGUGUUAUUGUAAGGUGGCUUAGGAAUUCUACUAGAAUUUAAUAAGAAUGCUAAGAUGAGAGGUUCUGUAGGUUUGA